AAAUUCGAGUUAAGUAAUAAAAGUGAAGGAUAUGAAUUUUAUAUUUUUGUUAAUUUUAUCGAUGAUGUGGGAAAUCAAUUGCUCGGGUCCACAGAUCGACAUCACAUGGAGAACAAAGACUACGAACCCCAAACUAAAUGGAAGCAUAUACCAGUUUCACGAAAACGAGACGGUUACAAUGGACUGUGUUUUGUACUGCACCGCAUGCCCCGUUGAAACGAAAUACACCCUACAUUUUUAUUUACAUGAAAACGAGGAUAAGAUGGAAAGAGUGAUUGUAAAAAACGGUACACCCGCAAUCAUAUCAAAAACCUUCACACUACAUGAAAACGACACAGAGAUAAUAUGCGAGAAGGUUGGACACUUCAGCAUUGAGACAGCGACGAUUGAUUCCACGGUGACAGUUCAAGUGAUAAGAAAAGAGAACGUGAAUAAUGAGCCAAGUCAUUUUCAAUAUCUGGCAAUCAUUGUAUGCAUCCUGGUUGUAGCCCUAAUACUUGCGGCUGUAUUUGCGUAUAUUGUUUUCAAGUAUAAAGGAAAAGGGUAUAAAAAAGACGAAGACAUAAUGAAUCUACCACCGAAGCGAUCGGAAAACUUUUAUCAGAUGGGAGGAUGUAAACCAACCGACACUAUGAAAAACCGACCACUUCCUACACCGCCAUCUAAUGAGUAUAAAAUGUAAUGCCGAUUGAAGCAGGCGGUUUUUACGUAUCGUAUCUAAAACAGGAAUAUUUGUAAAUUAAGAAGGAUUAAUACUUAUUUAAAGUCGAACGCGAUUAAUCAACAUUAUUUUACCUUUUUUCCAACGUUUCGGCCAGUUUGCAAACUGGCCGUGGUCGCGGAAGACUGACGUCCCAGCAAAGUGUCACCGGAGAUGAAAACACCACAAAACUACCCGAUAUUAGUUAAUAUAAAUGUUCGGGUAGACAAAUAAAUAUAAUGUACCCGCUUUUAGUUAAGGUUUAUUUCCCACGUCACAACACACAGCACUCACAACAUCCGCGCACUGGUCCGAAGAUAGAUCUUUUGGUUUGAACAUUUGAAUCACUGGUCCCCA
Messenger RNA from Leguminivora glycinivorella, 1057 nucleotides. RefSeq lists its product as uncharacterized. The record is from RefSeq and is a predicted model, not a curated record. Bases 32 to 682 code for a protein of 216 amino acids. Lineage: Eukaryota; Metazoa; Arthropoda; Insecta; Lepidoptera; Tortricidae. The transcript has 7 exons.